AUGGAAACCUCUAAAAAGUCAGUUCAACUGAAAGUAUUUGUUGACAAAAAGAAGAAAAAGGUGAUGUUUGCGGAAGCAGCCAAUGACUUUGUGGACAUACUCUUUAGUUUUUUCACUUUGCCUCUGGGAACAAUUGCAAAGCUCUCAAGAAAGCAUUUAGACUCAACGGAUAUUAAACUUGGAAGCUUGACUUCUCUUUAUGAAAGUGUUGUGAGUUUAGCUUUGAAAUAUAUAGUUUGGUCCCAUCAUGAUUUGUUAGUCGAUCCGAAAAAUUCAUCAGCUUCUCUAUGCCAGAAUCUUAAAGUAAAUCCAGAUGACACCAAGACCAAGUUCAAAACUUUCCGUGUGCUUGAUUGGCUGCAAGGUGUGUUUGUAAAAAAGUUGGAUAAUUUCAUAAUUACAGACGAUCUCAAUGUAGUACCUCUCACGCUUGAUACAAGCAUCAGACUUUUUAAUUCUCUCGGUGUUGAAAACAUUAAUUUGUUAAGAAGAGAGAACAAUGUAUUUUGGUUUGGAAGAGGUAAGUUCCUGAAUUUACUGAUGUGGUCUUUAACGACGAAUUAUCCUUUGACACACCUGGUGCUUGGAGGAGGUAAGCCAUGCUCUUCAUGCCCUACAAGCUCUACGUUGUGUAAUUCAUCUUUGAUAUCGAUCGAGCAACUCCGGAAAAACUCAGACAUCAAUGAAAUUGCUGGUUCAAAAAUCAAACAAGAAGCUUUUAUGCGCACAAGUGGAGAGUCUUUUUGUGGAUCUGCUCUUCAGUUUCCUAACCAUCCCAUUGGGUGCUGUCAUACAUCUAACAAAGGAUGUUGGUUCAUCUUCAUUAAUGGCUAUAAGUAA
Messenger RNA from Lactuca virosa, 840 nucleotides. The record is from the annotation of a GenBank genome assembly. Lineage: Eukaryota; Viridiplantae; Streptophyta; Magnoliopsida; Asterales; Asteraceae.